This is a messenger RNA of Coniosporium apollinis CBS 100218, 1392 nucleotides long. RefSeq lists its product as uncharacterized. The transcript is spliced from 7 exons. NCBI's taxonomy places the organism in Eukaryota, Fungi, Ascomycota, Dothideomycetes. Gene Ontology annotation, cellular component: plasma membrane. Gene Ontology annotation, biological process: nickel cation transmembrane transport. Gene Ontology annotation, molecular function: nickel cation transmembrane transporter activity. The record is from RefSeq and is a predicted model, not a curated record. Bases 1 to 1392 code for a protein of 463 amino acids.
AUGGACUCCUCCACCCCCACCCCAUACGCAGCGGGAAUCUCAGACGAAGAACGCUCGUUUCUCAAGAAGGCGACGGACAGAGCUGUUGUUUACCAUGGGAGGGUGCCGUAUCUUAGCAAGCUGCCGUUCCGGGCCGUAGCGAUCAUUGUCGCGCUUGUGGUGGUGAAUCUUGUGGUGUGGGCAGCUACGGGAGUUGUUCUGGCAACACUUCCAUCCAGGCCCCUUAGAGCGCUCAUUUCGACCGCCGUCCUUUCUUGGACACUCGGUUUACGGCACGCGCUGGACGCAGACCACAUAUCAGCGAUUGACCUCAUGACCCGCCGUCUCAUAGCAGCAGGUCAACGUCCCGUAACCGUAGGGAUGUUCUUCUCGCUCGGGCACUCCACCAUCGUCAUAAUAACCUCCCUAAUCGUCGCCGCGACCGCCUCGGCCGUCUCGAGCCGCUUCGACUCCUUCUCACGCGUGGGCGGCAUAAUCGGGACGUCCGUCUCCGCGGCCUUCCUGCUCCUGCUCGGGGUGAUGAACAUGUGGAUCCUGUAUAAGCUGGUGCAGCAGAUGCGGAAACAUAUUGAUGCUAGGCCGGGUGAGGAGGAGCGGCUGCAGAUUCAUGGCGCGGGGUGCUUGUUUCAGCUAUUCAAGAGGAUGUUUAAGUUGAUUGACCGCCCCUGGAAGAUGUACCCCCUAGGCGUCCUCUUCGGCCUCGGUUUCGACACCUCCAGCGAAAUCGCCAUCCUCGGCAUUUCCUCGAUCCAAGCCGCCCGCGGAACCUCAAUCUGGCUGAUCCUGAUCUUCCCGCUGCUCUUCACGGCCGGGAUGUGCAUGCUCGACACCACCGACGGCGCGCUCAUGAUGAGUCUGUACACCAGCACCGCGCUCGCACGGGAUCAGAUCGCUAUACUGUAUUACAGCAUCGUGUUGACGAUCGUGACGGUGGUGGUGGCGGUGGUUAUUGGGAUUAUUCAGUUGCUGAAUCUUGUCUUCAAUGUUGCGGAGCCGAAGGGAAGGUUUUGGGACGGGGUGGAGAAGGCGGGGGAGCACUACGACAUAAUCGGCGGAGCGAUUUGCGCUUCGUUCGUCGUGUUCGGCGCGCUGAGCGUGCUGGUGUAUAAACCCUGGCGCCGGUGCGUGGAUCGUAAGCGUCAGCAGCGUGCGAUUUUGGCCGAAGACGAGGACGCGGAGCUCUCGAAUACUGGAUUAGAGCCGCUCGAGGGGCCGGACGGGGGUGCUGGUAGCUCGACCAACCGACGCCAUGGGGACGUUGAGAUUAUCGAUGUGGACGAAGACGAGAGUUUGCGUGAGCCGCAGCGACUGCAAUCGAGCGAUGGGCGCAAAGAGCAGCGAAAUGUUGCGGUUGAGGACGUAUUGGGGAAGGGGCCGUCGAAUAGAAGAUAG